UUUAUAGCAGGAGCCAAGAAAUGUUCAAGAGUAGGCCAUAAACCAACCUCUCCAGUUCCUUAGAGACCACGUUUCUAUCUCUCUUAAAAAUAAGCUUCUGUUCUUAAUACUGCUUUUUUUCAAUCUUUAAUUAGAAUUCUCAAAGUAGGAACUGUUUGGCACAAACCCAUUCAGAUUUUAAAGGCAGUUAGUUUUACAAAUCAUUGGUAUUAUAUAUAGGGAAGAGUAGAGUUUUAGGUAUUAAUGGAGAAUUUUCUUGGACCUGUUGUUAAAGAGGAGGAUCAGCAGCUACAGUUGCCACCAGGAUUCAGAUUCCAUCCUACAGACGAAGAGCUGAUAACUCAUUAUUUGUCUAAGAAAGUUGUGGAUAACAACUUUUUUGCUAUUGCUAUUGGAGAAGUUGACAUGAACAAGGUUGAACCUUGGGACCUACCAUGGAAGGCAAAAAUGGGAGAAAAGGAAUGGUAUUUUUUUUGUGUGAGAGACAAGAAGUACCCAACAGGGAUGAGGACAAACAGGGCUACUGCUGCAGGUUACUGGAAAGCUACUGGAAAAGACAAGGAGAUAUUCAGAGGAAAAUCUUUGGUUGGCAUGAAAAAAACUCUGGUUUUUUAUAGAGGGAGAGCACCCAAAGGAGAGAAAACAAAUUGGGUCAUUCAUGAAUAUAGACUAGAGGGAAGAUUGUCUCUUCAAAACCUACCCAGGACAACAAAGCAGAAUGACUGGGUCAUUAGCAGAGUAUUUUAUAAGAGCACUGGUGGAAACAAAGUCCAUAUUUCAGGACUUAUGAGAUUGAAUUCAACUGAAACUGAAAUGGGAAAUUCUGUUUUGCCAACAAUGUCAGAUUCUGAAUCCAGUCACGUGCACUGCUUCUCCAAUUUCGUUACUGCUCAAAAUAGCCAAAAAGAUAUGACCAAUUAUUUCAACAAUUCUUCUAUCCCUUCUCUUCCAAAUAAAUUUGCCUUGAACCUAACUUUACCAACUCAAGGUACCCUACUAAAUCCUGGUUCAUUUCCCAUGCAAGAUCCUCCAAGCCUUAGGAAUUUAUACCAGAAUUAUGGUCAGAAUAUGGUGCAGAAUUUGAAGAAGGAGAAAGAGAUAGUAAGUGUAUCACAAGAAACAGGUGUGAGCACUGACAUGAAUAAUGAAUUCUCCUCAUCAGCUGCUCUUGUUGGACCACAGUAUCUUGACUAUCUUUGGAAUUACUGAAAAACUUGAUAGAGAAAGACCAAAUAAAGCAAAAAACAGAAAAGCAGCAGAGGAAAUAGAACUAAGUAGGUAUACAUUGUGGAACUAUCUGUGUGUGCAUAGAUUUUUCUAAUUCUCCAAGGAGCAUUUAAGAUGUUAAUAAUUAUCUCCCCUGCAUAUCACAUAAUACUAUGUUGAUUUAAAGUU
Messenger RNA from Nicotiana attenuata, 1395 nucleotides. Its product is annotated as NAC domain-containing protein 100-like. Bases 244 to 1209 code for a protein of 321 amino acids. The record is from RefSeq and is a predicted model, not a curated record. Gene Ontology annotation, biological process: regulation of DNA-templated transcription. The transcript is spliced from 3 exons. Gene Ontology annotation, molecular function: DNA binding. NCBI's taxonomy places the organism in Eukaryota, Viridiplantae, Streptophyta, Magnoliopsida, Solanales, Solanaceae.